CGAAAGCAUUGCGUUGUGCGUUUUGAGUUUCGGAGCAGCCAGCUUUCCUUGAUGGCUAAAUCCUUUGGGGCAGAGCGUCAGUGGUUACCUAGUGGUGAUUUUUGCGGAAAGAAACACAUUAAUAGUAUGCGUGCUUAACUGUGCGUCACAGCUGCUGGUAAUCUAGCCUCUGGUCGUCCCGUUAAGCUCCUUGAACUACAAGUCGCUCAGGACUGUUGACAGAUUUGGUGAACUGUUUUGAUUUCCAUAGCGCUUUUCGAGAAAGCGAACGCUGGGGCGGCCCACCCACUGCCCCCUAACCGGGCGGGGCGCCCCGUAUACAUCUGCAUAGCCAAAUACUUACACAGGUUUAUAGAUUUCAAACAGCCAUGGGCUCCUUGGAAGAGCUGCUGUCCAGUAUCAACUCGGGCAUGGUCGAUGUGACCGCAUCGGAAGCCGUCAAACGCCAGCCUCGCAAGCCUAAGGCGCAGACCGACCUCCAAAAACGCCUUCGUGGCCAGGCGGGCGCCGUAAACAACGCCCAGGGCCAUGGCCCCAAAGCUGCGGAGAAGCGAGGCAGCACGGCAGCCAGAGCCACGCCACCUCCAGCACCUUCCUCCACCGCUGCGGCCUCGGCCCCAGGAUCCGGCGGCUCCUCCGGGCCCUCCUCCACCUCAGCAGCCGUAGCCACCGCUGCUACCGCUGCUCCUGCCGGCCCACCGCCCCUCGCGCCUAACGCGCCCCUCACCAUGCGCCUAAAGCGCGUCCUCGACCUGCUCCGAGCCUUCCGCAACCCGCAUACCUUCUCCGACAUCCGUUCCAAACUAGCAGUGGACCUCGCAACCGAUUCCGAACUGUUAGAACAACUCAUAACCCACAACCAAGUGUCGUACGAUCGUGAUGCUCGUACACUCCGUUACCGGCCCAAAGUGCCCGGCAUCAACAACGCAACCGACCUGCUUAACUACCUGCGCCGGCAUACAACGGUCGAGGGCGCUAGCAGUGCCGUACCGAUGACGGGUGUACGACUGGCUGACGUGGCGGAUGCGUAUCUCGGGAUAGCCGAGGACCUGAAGCGGCUGCAGGCGGAGGGCAGCGUGUAUGUGUUUGGUAACACGGGGCCGGGGCAGGACACCAUAUACGCAGUGUCAAGCCUGAACAUGGGCCCCGUCAGCGAGUCCGUCAUUGAGCUCUUCCACAACACGCGGCUGCCCGCAGACGUGGUGGACCUGCAGUGGCGCGUGAAGGAUCUGGGACUCAAGUCCGCACUGGCAGCCCGGCCGGUACGGAAGAAGGACGCGGAGGCGGGCGACAAGAAGAAGAAACGUCGGAAGGUGGAGCGGCGGUUUAAUGUGGAUAAGGCGACAAAUGCGCACAUGCGGGAGCUAUUUGAGGGCGCGCAGCCGACGAACAUUGACACCAAGUAGCACGGUAGCUGUGUAGGGGAGAUGUAGUACGGGGGUAGUUGUGGGGUGCGUAGAAGCAAGCAAUGGAGCACGAGGAAAGGAAGUCGACGGCGCUACAAGCGGUUCCCAAUGUGGCGUGAAGUUAAGUAGUGGAGGAAAAGAAUAGGACUAGUUAGGACUAGGACUAGGGGGCAUAGGGGCUGGCUGGUAGCAAGGAAGGGUUAGGCGGAGGCGCAGGGGUAGGAGCAGUAGUAAUGGUUUCGAAGUGGCAGCAGGGUUGUUGGCAAGGUUAGGUGAAAGAGUCUUUGGAGGAGGGAGCUUGGUGUAUGUGUAGCAUACGACGGAGGGGUUGCAUGGCUGAUAGUCCGCAACGUGCCCUGUUGAGCGACGUAUGUACAGGAAUAAGUUUCGAAGGAGAGACCAGCUGAGGAGUACUGCUGCGUUAUUAGGUUAGAGCCGAGUCAUCCGGGUCAGGGGCUGUUAGGACAUUGGGGGGCUUGAUUAAAUGAUCAGUGGC
Messenger RNA from Astrephomene gubernaculifera, 1902 nucleotides. Lineage: Eukaryota; Viridiplantae; Chlorophyta; Chlorophyceae; Chlamydomonadales; Astrephomenaceae. The record is from the annotation of a GenBank genome assembly.